Fomitiporia mediterranea MF3/22 is the source of this 1714-nucleotide messenger RNA. RefSeq names its product Nop-domain-containing protein. Gene Ontology annotation, cellular component: box C/D methylation guide snoRNP complex; small-subunit processome. The record is from RefSeq and is a predicted model, not a curated record. Bases 4 to 1677 code for a protein of 557 amino acids. Gene Ontology annotation, molecular function: snoRNA binding. The transcript is spliced from 5 exons. Lineage: Eukaryota; Fungi; Basidiomycota; Agaricomycetes; Hymenochaetales; Hymenochaetaceae.
ACAAUGGCGACUCACGUUCUUUUCGAGUCUGCUUCCGGCUAUGCCGUCUUCGAGGUCAAGCAGCAUGAAGAUAUUGGUGCGAAGACGAAGGCUGUGCAAGAAUCCAUUGGCGAUGUCGCGAAGUUUGGAAAAAUGGUCAACCUGCUGAGCUUUUCGCCGUUCAAAACUGCCGCUCACGCGCUAGAGAAUGCGAACGACAUUUCGGAGGGUAUACUCAGCGAGCACCUCAAAUCUCUCUUAGAGCUAGUCCUAUCGAAGGCGGCAAAAAAGUCGUCUGUCAAGCUUGGAGUAUCUGAAGCUGGUCUUGGGUCAUCAAUUAAAGCAGCCCUUGGGAUCGAUUGUGAUGCAUCGGAACGUUCACAGGAGCUUACUCGCGGUAUUCGUCUGCAUGCGCCAAAACUCCUGAAGGGUAUGCAAGCCGACGACUUAACGAAAGCACAACUCGGUCUCGGUCACUCAUACUCGCGGGCAAAGGUCAAAUUCAAUGUUAACCGGAUGGACAACAUGAUCAUUCAGGCCAUUGCCCUCCUCGACCAACUCGAUAAGGAUGUAAACUUGUUUGCAAUGCGCGUACGGGAAUGGUACGGUUACCACUUUCCGGAGCUCGUCAAACUUGUGCCCGAUAAUUAUCAAUACGCUUGUGCAGUUCUUCUUAUUGGCGAUAAGGAGAAACUUGAUGAAGCUAAGUUACCCGAUCUCGUAACGUUAUUAGACGACGAUUCCACUCGAGCACAGAACGUACUUGAUGCCGCACGCGGCUCAAUGGGUGCUUCGUUAUCCGAAAUCGAUAUGAUAAACAUUUCAGCAUUCGCGAACCGGGUCGUCUCUCUCGCCGACUAUCGAAAAUCAUUAACUGGCUAUUUGACGGAGAAGAUGAACCUCGUCGCUCCAAGUCUUACCGCAUUAUUGGGAGAACGGAUCGGUGCACGACUAAUAAGUCAUGCGGGAAGUUUGACGAACCUAAGCAAAUACCCUGCCAGUACCGUACAGAUUCUGGGUGCGGAAAAGGCACUUUUCCGAGCAUUAAAGACAAAAGGCAACACUCCAAAGUACGGGCUACUCUAUCAUUCCUCCUUCAUUGGUCGUGCUGGACCCAAGCACAAGGGUCGUAUUUCCCGCUUUCUCGCAAACAAAACUUCGAUAGCGUCUCGAAUAGACUGCUUUGCAGACAAUCCAACCGCCAAGUUCGGCGAUGCCCUCCGAGCGCAAGUCGAAGAGCGUUUAGCAUUCUUCGAAAAAGGAGAGCCUCCGUCGAAGAACGCAGACGUCAUGCGAAAAGUCCUCGCGUCCAUACGAAUUGAUGACGACGAAUCGGACGCGGAGAUGCACGACGUAGAAACUAUUCCCCUUCCGUUGAUCGAACCGUCGCCAGGGAAGGAAAAGAAAAAGGCGAAGAAAGAGAGUGCCGAGAACGAGGAGAAACAAAAGAAGAAAAAGGAGAAGAAGAAACGAAAGGCAGACGAGAUGGAGGUGGACGAAGAACCAGAGGUCGUGGAAGAACAGGCGAUAAAGAAGGUGAAAUUAUCGAAAGAAGAGAAGAAAGCACUGAAGAAAGCAAAGAAAGAAGCUGCAAAGAAGGAGGCAGAAAAGAACGGAAAGGUCGAAGAAAAAAAGGAGAAAAAAGAGAAGAAAAAAGAGAAAAAGAAGAAUAGGCCUGUUGGUAGCGACAGUGAAUAAUCGCCUUGCCUCUUUUCUCUGUUUCUUCCUUCGUUUC